AUGCCGCCGCCGCCGCCGCCGCCGCCGCCGCUAUGGAGUCACUUCCGGCAUCUUCCCGCCCUGAACGGAAUGUAUAAAAAUAUAAAGGGGUGGUGCCAAGCAACACAAGAGAAGAGGCAGUGGGCAGAAACCGAUGUACAGGAAGUUCCACCUGAACAUGAGAAAAGUGCUUACGGUGCAGACGAUCGUGCACCGGCACAGGGUGCCAAGAGCGGCUGCAGAGUCUCCCUCACUGGAGAUAUUGAACAACCUUCUGGACACAACCCUGUGCCGCGUGCUCUGGGAUGGCCCUGCUUGAUCCGGCAGGAUGAGAGCCCUGUGGUUGACGUUCGGGGCCACCGACCUGUGGACAAAAGGCGUGAGAUGGCGCCCACGCUCCGACCUGUGGCACCUCCCAUCAGCGGGGCCGGAUACAGGCCUCGGCCCCCGAAGCGAGGGAAGACAGGAGACAAGAAGGAACAGAUAGUCUAUCCUGAUGCUGGAGGCUGCAAGCAUGCACUGGAGGAGCUGGGAGUGCUGUGUCCAACUGGAUGUGAACUGCGAACUACACUGUUAAAACAGGAAAAAACUGUGAAAACAGUUAUUAAUGAUUUAAAAGUUAAAGUGGACACACUUUCAGAGAGCUCCUCAACUUUUUAUGAAUAUGUGACCAUUCUAGAAGAUAAAUUGGUAAAGAGGCAAAAACAAAAAACAGACAAUGAUAAUUUACUUUCUCAAUUCAACACAGAAGUGGAAUUGCAGUACAGUUAUAUAAAGGAUAAUCUGGACAAUAACAUCCCAUCCAGCCUCAGGGUCCUUCGGGCCGUUGUGGAUUCUUUACAUAAAAAGAUACAAAAACUGGAAAAUGCCAUUGCAACCCAGGUGGACUACUGCCGUUCCCCAUGUGCUGUUUCCUGUAAUAUUCCUGUGGUUUCAGGCAAAGAAUGUGAGGAUAUCAUCAGAAAGGGAGGUGAGACAUCUGAAAUGUACCUCAUCCAGCCAGAUCCUUUUGUCAAGCCAUACAGAGUAUACUGUGACAUGGAAACAGAUAAUGGAGGCUGGACUUUGAUUCAGAACCGCCAGGACGGCAGUGUUAAUUUUGGAAGAGUAUGGGAUCAAUAUAAAGGAUUUGGAAAUGUUGCCAAGAAUGGAGGGAAGAACUACUGUGAUACACCAGGUGAAUAUUGGCUUGGAAAUGACAAGAUCAGCCAGCUUACCAAAAUAGGGCCCACUGAAGUUUUAAUUGAAAUGGAGGACUGGAAUGGUGAUAAAGUAUCUGCUCAUUAUGGAGGUUUCACCAUACAGAAUGAAGGAAACAAGUAUCAGCUUUCAGUAGUAAUUACAAAGGCACUGCAGGCAAUGCGUUGAUGGAAGGAGCUUCCCAAUUGCACGGAGGAAAACAGGACAAUGACAAUUCACAAUGGCAUGUACUUCAGUACUUAUGACAGAGACAAUGAUGGAUGGUUAACUUUAGAUCCAAGAAAACAAUGCUCCAAACAAGAUGGUGGUGGAUGGUGGUACAACCGCUGC
Catharus ustulatus (Swainson's thrush) is the source of this 1509-nucleotide messenger RNA. It is a transcript of the gene FGB, whose product is annotated as fibrinogen beta chain. Gene Ontology annotation, biological process: blood coagulation; protein polymerization; platelet activation. Gene Ontology annotation, molecular function: signaling receptor binding. NCBI's taxonomy places the organism in Eukaryota, Metazoa, Chordata, Aves, Passeriformes, Turdidae. Gene Ontology annotation, cellular component: fibrinogen complex. The record is from RefSeq and is a predicted model, not a curated record.